Molecule: messenger RNA, 1099 nt
Organism: Monomorium pharaonis (pharaoh ant)
Lineage: Eukaryota; Metazoa; Arthropoda; Insecta; Hymenoptera; Formicidae
Product: sugar transporter SWEET1
Exons: 7
Coding region: 195-866 (223 amino acids)
Biological process (GO): carbohydrate transport
Cellular component (GO): membrane
Molecular function (GO): sugar transmembrane transporter activity
Source: RefSeq, a predicted model, not a curated record
GAUUCUCCCCGCGCGGACUCCGGCCUAGAGCAGUGGCCCCUCCAUUAAUACAAGCUCUAUGGUGAUGGUUCUAAAUAUCAAUUUUAACCAAUCACGUGCGUGGAUCUGAUAGUUUAUCUCUUGGAUAAUUUUAACCGCAAGUAAUUGGUAAAUAAUAUAGUGAAAACAUAAAUAAUUGAAGUGGAUCAAGAAAUAUGGUUCUAGAAGAUUACAAAGAAAUUGUAGGACUUUGUGCCAUGUAUACUACAAUGGCACAAAUGUUAUCUGGAACGUUAAUAUGUCGCAAUAUAUCCAUGAAAGGUUCAUCCAAAGGAAUUGAUCCAAUGCCUUUCCUUGGUGGUACAGGAUUAUCCAUAUUAAUGCUUCGAUACGCUUGGAUGUUAGAUGACUCUAAUAUGAUAAAUGUUAAUAUAUUUGGCUUAUUGACAAAUGUGAUUUAUAUGAUAAUUUAUUAUCAUUAUGCACCAAAUACGAAAGAAGUGAUUAUAUUAAUAUAUAAAUUGAUAAUCUUUGUUGUGAUUUUUCUUGUCUAUGCACAAAUAGAGCAUCCAGCGAAUAUUGAAUACAGAUUUGGGAUUGUAGUUACAGUAUUUCUCCUUCUGCUAAUUGCAGCUCCUCUUGUACAUCUUAAACAAGUUAUAAAAACAAAAAAUACGGAAAUUCUUCCGUUUCCGCUUAUCUUUAUGGGUACGCUAGUUACAUUUCAAUGGUUAUUAUAUGGUUUUAUAAUUGAUAAUGUUUUUAUUAUUUUUCAGAAUGCAGUGGGUUUCACGCUUAGUAUAGCUCAACUAUCUCUGUUUGUGAUAUUUCCGUCUAAAAAGUCACAAGAUAAAGUACAGAAUAAGCAGAAAAAAAAGAUUAAUUAAAAAUUUUUAUGUUAAAAAAAUUUAAAUAUGUAUGCAUAUGCUUUAUAUUUGAAAUUCUGUAUAUUUACACAUUAACAGCGUUUCAUUUAAAAGUAUUUAAAGUUUUUAAGAACAUUCCACACAAUAUUGUAAAAGAUAAUAUGUAAAGUAUUUUUAUUGUUAUAUAGUAAAUAAGAAGAUGGUAAUACAACUACCAAUUCUAUUUUGUACAAUAAAACCAUUGUUAAAAAUUA